Bufo gargarizans (Asiatic toad) is the source of this 3662-nucleotide messenger RNA. It is a transcript of the gene ANKRD35, whose product is annotated as ankyrin repeat domain 35. Lineage: Eukaryota; Metazoa; Chordata; Amphibia; Anura; Bufonidae. The transcript is spliced from 13 exons. The coding region runs from base 1 to 3330 and encodes 1109 amino acids. The record is from RefSeq and is a predicted model, not a curated record. Gene Ontology annotation, molecular function: actin binding.
AUGGGAGUAUUAUACUUUCUAAUUUGGGAUUGGUUUGUAGCUAUUGGAGGAAGUUGUCGUAUCCUGCCUGAGCCCUGUGCUGUACUGGGGCAUCAAACUCAAAUCCAGCCGCCACAACACGUCGACAAGUGGAACCGACACGACCAGAAAUUUCUUGAAGCUGUAGAAAAGGGCGACACCAAGAAAAUCUCUUCCCUCCUGUCUAAGAAGCAGAUCAGAGCGACCAAGACCGGGCCCAGCGGACAGUCAGCGUUCCAUCUUGCUGCCUCCCGGGGACUUGCAGACUGUGUCAGCGUCAUCUUAUCCCAUAAGGUGGAGAUCAAUGCCAAGACUGAUGAUGGUUAUACCGCCCUGCACCUGGCAGCUAGUAACUGUCACCCGGACUGCGUGAAGCUUCUGCUGCAGCACGGAGCCCAUGAAGACUCAAUAGACUUCCACAGCAGAACGCCGUUACACUGUGCUGCCACCUCAGGGUGCGUCUCCAGCGUGCUCCACCUCUGUGACGCAGAAGACACUGUUUUAGAUGCUGCGGAUGAUGACGGACGGACACCACUUAUUAUUGCCGCCCACCGUAACCAUCCCACUGUUUGCUCUUUGCUGCUGGACCGCGGGGCUCAGGUGGACCUCUUCGACAAGGAAAAUAAGACAGCGCUGCUACUGGCCUGUGAAAAGGGCAACAUCCAGGCAGCGGAGACUCUUAUCACCAAAGGAGCAGAUCCGACAGUGCGUGAUAGCAAAGGCUGCGAUGCUCUGCAUUACACCAGUCUGUCCAGGGACGACGGUCUACGGAAACUGGUCCAAGCUGCCCUUGACCGAAGGAAAAAUAAUGAAACAUACACUCGAAAUCAUGACUAUCCUGCCGAUUCCAAGGCCGUCCCUCAGACCCCCAGCAGAGAACAGGAGCUGGUCAACCUGUGGAAGAAAAGGUAUGAGGAGGAGCACAAGCGUGGUGUGUGGCUUCAAGGAGAGGUGAUGAUGAAGACCCAAGACCUUGAAAGGAUAACUGAGGAACAUAGGCUUGAGUUCAACCAAAUCAGAGAAUUGGCUGGCUCACUAGGUUGUCUACUCCAGGGUGAUGGUGGAGAAAUCAGACCCAAAACAGAAAAUUACCCUAUUUCCGACACUUCUGAUUUGUUGACACGACUUGUUGAGCAGGUUAGGUCCUUCAAAGACGAACAGCUUAAAGGCCGCAACCGUCUAGAAGAAACUACCAAAGACCUUAACGCCGACUCUACUAAGACUGGAAUGAUGGAAGAAUUACACCAAGAAGAGAUAAAACGUCUUCAAGGUGAAGCUGCUGCGGCACAUGAUAGGGAAGAAAGUGCCCGAAGGAGAGUGGCAGAGUUGGAGGGUCACCUAGAGAACAUGCGGGAAGUAUUGUCACAGCUCGAGAAGAGGAAGCGGGUACAGAGCACAGUGGUAGAAGAUCUGCAGGAACAGAUCUCAGAGAUCACAUGUGAGAAGGAAGAGCUCCUGGUUCUGCUGCACAAACUGCAGGAGAAAGGUGUAAACGGGGACAAUGUCCACUCCUCAAAGAGACUUGAACAUGGGAAAUCGUUCCCUGACAACAAUAUACUCAGUAACUUUAUUACAAAAUUGAAAAGUAAUUGUAUUUAUGUAGACAUAAAACAGGGCAGUGGAAUAUCCCAAGGAUGCUCCGGGUACGUGCCAAGAGAUGUCCUGGAAAAAAGUGUCAGUGAUUGGAAGUCAUCAAUUGCAGGUCUAGAGAAGUAUUUGGCGGAUGUUGAGAGACUCCAGAAGAGCGUAGUCUCUGGCAUUGCAGAGAGGGCAGACUCCGUACCAAUGAACGGUGCCACAGAUGAAGAAAACAAGGGGCACCAGCUAAACAGAAAUGCCAAUGACUACAAACACGUAGAAUCUAGCAUAGCUUGCUUACAAGCUGAUGAAAUACACCAAAGUAAAAACAGUAUAACCCAAAUGGAGAGUGGAUCACCCCGGGCCAGCCAUGUCACCGACUCCUUAAAGCUGAAGAUCACAGAAUUAGAAGCAGAGUUGUCAUCUCUUCAGGGAACUCACGACAAUCUCCUCACCCGUAUGAACCAUGUUGUGCAAGAAAAGCAGAAUUUGGAAGAAGGUCUCCUUGCCCUACAAGACAGCAUGCAGUCAGAAUUCGCUAUGAGACAAGAAGCUGAAAAACGAUGUAAGGAGUACAAACACCAGAUCUUAGUUUUGUCAGAUGAGCUGCUGGCAGAACAAGACAAGCUCAAGAAGGUGAACUCCAGACUGGAAGCUCAGCAGAAUGAAAUGGUCGUGCUACGGGACAGUUUCCCUCCAGAGAUCAUUCGGGAAGAAACUAGCAGAUCCGUAGAGAUGUUCAGCUCAGACAUCUUGGAGGAAUUGUACUGGAACAUUGGAACCCUUGUAAAGAAAUACAACAAUGCCUCGCAGGAGGCUGCUGCUUUUCAGAAGGAAAACCUAAAACUUCUGGAUGACCAGGUGCAGACGAUAUCGAUGACUGAACACAAAAACAUUCUCAAUGAGAUCAAGAACCAAUUACAGUCUAAGACCAGGGAAUCGGAGGAUCUAAAACAGAGGUUGUUUCAAACAAUGGGUAGUGUGGUGGAACUUAAAGAACAGUUGGCAGUUCAGACUUCCAGCUCUAUUCCUAAACAAGAGUUUGAGGCUCGCUUGGUGGACCUGGAAAGAAUAGUUACAGCUUUGAAGGAGGAGAACGAGGCUUGUAAAGUGGCUCUGGAGGGGAAAUGUGAAGAAGUUAUAGUCCUCAAGCAACAACUGGAACAAGAGUCUGAAGAGGGACAGACUUUACGGCUUAAGGAAGCAAGUAUGGUCCAGAAUAUUGAGAAAGUCAGGGCUGGUCUCGAGGUCCAGAUUCAGGAUUUAACAGAGGAAGUACAGGGGCUUUCUGAGAAAUAUACUCAGGUGUCAAAGGAAGCUGAGGGCUGCAAAGAGAUGCUUUCAUCUGAGAAGGAGAAGGUGUUACUUCUAGAGGGGAGAAUGCGUGAGCUCACAAAAGAAUCAGACGGACUGAGGAUCCUAUCCCAGAAAUGUGAAGAAGAAAAUCGCCACCUUAAUGAGAAGUAUGAACACCUCUUCAAAACUUCCCAGGAGAAACAGGAGAAGAUGAUGGAAUCCAUGACGAAGGUGGAGUCCUUGACCAAAGACGUCGGCCGGCAACAGAAGCAAUGUGAGGAGCUGGCCAGACGACUGGAGGACACCAACAAACGUCACGAGGAAAUAAUCUCCAUUUACAGGACUCACCUCCUCAAUGCUGCUCAGGGCUACAUGGAUGAAGACGUCCACUUCACCUUACAUUGGAUCCUGAAGAUGCAGAAUGAGAGGGUUUACUAACCAAAGAAAAAAAAGCACAACAUUUGGUGCCAACUUCUGAAGGUGCUGACGAGCCAAAGUGCCACCAAACCGGACACAGACCAAUGACUUCCUGGAGGCUGCCAUUUUCAUCUCCGAUUCCUGAUUCUACGUGCCUUAUAGAGCGUCUUUAUUAUCUCUAAGCUGUGAUGAGGUGCCAAGAGGUUCUUGUACAGCCUCCAGACAUUAGAAGUUUAUUAUAAUGACGCAGUUUUAUACCAGUUUUCUUUGUUUUAUACCAUGUUUCCUUUGUUUAUGUAUUUAAUACGGUUAUAACUCAAGGAUCGGUUCAUUAAAAAUGAACAAAAACCUUC